Molecule: messenger RNA, 1452 nt
Organism: Fusarium fujikuroi IMI 58289
Lineage: Eukaryota; Fungi; Ascomycota; Sordariomycetes; Hypocreales; Nectriaceae
Exons: 1
Coding region: 1-1452 (483 amino acids)
Molecular function (GO): oxidoreductase activity
Source: RefSeq, a predicted model, not a curated record
AUGACACCGCCCAAAGCCGCCAAUUAUGAGGACGAGAUGCGGGAGGCCUGGGGAUAUCGAUUCAAAUGGACCAAACACCACCAGACCCCAGAGCAGUAUGACUACCUCAAACACUCCUGCGAUACACUGGGCGAGGAUUGUGCGGUGCUCCUGAAUGAAAUGUAUCCGACUGAACGCGGGACCCCCCAGAGUCAACAAGACAAACAAGGCUUCAAUGCCGCAUCUAAGUCAGAGGAACGGGCCUCGAAAUGGAGGGAUCUAUACGAGCUCUUCUGCGAGCACCAUACGGAACAUUCGAAGCUACAGCAGCUCUGGGAUGAGGUCAACACCACCCCCGAAUGGGUCGACUGGGACCAGAUUGCACGCGGCCAGGACGUACUGUACCGUUACGGCGGUGCUGCUUUCACUGGCCUCACAUACCAGUCGCUCGUUGGAGGCACCGCCGGCGCUCGAGUCGCCGAGGUAUUGGGCCGAACAGGUGGCUUCAAUGUGAACACCGUGUUCCGCCGUAUGCUCGAGACAACCAUCUACUUUAUCGACGUCACCGAAAGUGUCGACAGCCUCAAGUUCGGCGGCCGCGGGUUUGCCAGCUGCAUGAAGGUGCGCUUCCUACACGGCACAGUUCGGCAUCGCAUCCUCCAGCUCGCAGCCAAGCGCCCUUCCUACUUCUCCGUCGAAAAGCUCGGUAUCCCAAUCAACGAUCUGGACUCGAUCGGCACCAUCGCCGUCAACUGCGCAACUAUUAUCUGGCAGUCACUCCCGCGGCAGGGUAUAUAUAUGCGCGAGCAGGAGAUACGCGACUACGUAGCCCUCUGGCGCCUCAUCGCCUACUACAUGGGCACGCCGACCGACUUCUUCUCUUCGCCGGCCAAGGCGCGUGCUAUCAUGGAGUCACUGUACCUACAUGAGUACAACCCCUCUAGCAGGUCGAAGGAACACGCACAGAACAUCAUCAUCGCCAUGAGUGACACGGCGCCCAGCUACGCCAGUAAGCCGUAUCUCGAGGCUACUGCGCGCUGGCUUAACGGCGACCCUCUCGCUGACGCUCUGGGCAUCGGCCGGCCGAGUAGGUACUACACGGUGCUGGCAGCGGGGCAGUGCAUGUUGUUCAUGAUUGUCUACUAUGUCUGUCGUGACAUCCCAGUCCUCGACCGCGCUCAGAUUGGAUCGUUCCGCCGAAAUGUCAGGGACUAUAUCAACAACCCAGAACUCGGUUUAGAUCACCGAUCUGCCUUUAACUUUAAGUACCUGCCUAAAUCUGACGAGUCCAAGCAGCAAGGCGAGGGCAGGACUCUUGCUAAGACUAAGAAGAUGGUACUCUGGACUGCUGAUCGUAAGGCGUUGGCUGUGGUGUUAAUACUUGUGGGCUCCUUGGUUACUACUACCUGGGCGGCUUUUAAGCUUGCGAAGUUUGGAGUUGGUAUGGGUUUUAAUAUAAUGAGGAAUAUUUAA